Myripristis murdjan (pinecone soldierfish) is the source of this 5884-nucleotide messenger RNA. It is a transcript of the gene antxr1c, whose product is annotated as ANTXR cell adhesion molecule 1c. NCBI's taxonomy places the organism in Eukaryota, Metazoa, Chordata, Actinopteri, Holocentriformes, Holocentridae. Gene Ontology annotation, cellular component: cell surface; plasma membrane. The transcript has 18 exons. Bases 478 to 2190 code for a protein of 570 amino acids. Gene Ontology annotation, molecular function: transmembrane signaling receptor activity. The record is from RefSeq and is a predicted model, not a curated record.
UACCCGGCUCCAUUUUACUUAUUUAGAGCAAAACCAGUUUUGACACUUUGACAGGAAAGUUUUAUCCAUUUUUACAAACCACCCAUUCCAUAGUUUACCCCUCUCCCAUUGACAAGGUUUGGAUUAGUUUCUUCAAAGAUUUUUUUUCCUCUCCUUUUUUUUUCAUCUGUUAACUGCACGUGGAUUGUAAAAGUAGGUUAUAUCUGAACUUUUUUCCCCCUUUUUCUUUCCCGUUGAGAGACAGCAUCCAUCCAGCGGGCAUUUUCAGCGGCAUGCGUGCGGUGAUGAGUGGAAACUGAGCACUAAACCGGCCGAGCCUUGCCUGCAUCCUUUCUUUUGUCCUUGGGGCAUCUGGACUCGUGUUGUUUUGCAUUUUCACCCUUUUCUCUGGGAUGUGAGAAGACACUGGCGUCUUUUUCUCGGCUGUUUUCUCCAAAGGAAUAAACUUUUUUUUUUCCUUUUCUCUCUGGAGGAAAAAUGAUGGCGAGAGUUUUUUUGAGCAUGCCUCUUAUCCUGGUUUUGUUCGGAUUAUUUUUGCUCUCUUCUCCAUCCGCAAGAGCGCAGCCGGAGCUUCAGGAGGAAGAGGAGGAGGAGAGUUCGUGUCAAGGGGCUUUUGACCUGUAUUUUGUGCUUGAUAAGUCUGGCAGUGUCAAGAAUCACUGGGAUGAAAUCUACUACUUUGUGGAGAAUCUGGCGGAGAAGUUCAAAAGUCCCAUGUUGAGGAUGUCCUUCAUAACCUUCUCAUCCAGAGCCUCCACCAUCAUGAAGCUGACGGAGAACAGGAUAGACAUCAGGAAGGGGCUGAACGCUCUGAAAAGAGAAAUCCCUGGUGGAGACACGUUCAUGCACCUUGGACUGGAGAGGGCAAACGAGCAGAUACAGCGUGAAAACUUUGGCACGGCCAGUGUUAUCAUCGCACUGACAGACGGAGAGCUGCAGGAACACCAGCUCAUCACCGCACAGCAAGAGGCAGAGAAGGCCAGGACACUUGGAGCGAUCGUGUACUGCGUUGGAGUCAAAGACUUCAACGAGACACAGCUGGCCACCAUCGCAGAUACCAUUGAGCAUGUGUUUCCUGUGCUGGGCGGCUUCCACGCCCUCCGAGGAGUCAUCGACUCGAUCAUCAAGAAAUCCUGCAUUGAGAUUUUGGCAGCCGAGCCGUCCAGUGUGUGUGCAGGAGAGUCGUUCCAAGUGGUGGUGAGAGGAAACGGCUUUCUCCACGCCAGGAACAUCAACCAGGUGCUCUGCAGCUUCAAAGUCAACGACACCGUCACAAUCAAUGAGAAGCCGGCAGACGUGAAGAAUACAUAUUUACUGUGUCCAGCUCCUGUCAUCGAUGAAGUUGGAAAGGUGAUUUAUCUCCAAGUGAGCAUGAACGACGGUCUGUCCUUCAUCGCCAGCAACGUGCACAUCACCACCACCGAGUGUUUUGACGGCACCAUCCUGCUGAUCACCCUGCUGGUGCUCUUCCUGCUGCUGGCGCUGCUCUUCAUGUGGUGGUUCUGGCCUCUCUGCUGCACCGUGGUGAUCAAAGAGCCGCCUCCUCCUCCUCCUCCUGAGCCGGAGUCAGAUGACGAGGACGGUCUGCCCAAGAAGAAGUGGCCCACCGUGGACGCCUCGUACUACGGAGGCCGAGGAGUCGGAGGCAUCAAGAGGAUGGAGGUCCGCUGGGGAGGGAAGGGCUCGACCGAGGAGGGGGCCAAGCUGGAGAAACCCAAGAACGCCGUGGUGAAGAUGCCCGAGCAGGAGUACGAGCCCUUCGAGCCCAAACCGAAGAAACCUCACAACAAGAAGCCGCCGCAGAGCCGCAAGUGGUACACGCCCAUCCAGGGGAAGCUGGACGCCAUCUGGGCUCUGUUUCGCCGCGGGUACGACCAGGUCUCUCUGAUGAGACCGCAGCCCGGUGACCAUGGCCGAUGCAUCAAUUUCACCCGGGUGAAGGACGAAGCGGCGGCGGCGGCGGCAGCGAACAAGGCUGCACCCCGCACCCCGAUCCACACGCCCUCCCCGCCGCCGCCGGACUACCGCCCCGUGACCCGCACCGCCACCCCGCCACAAAGUGCCGCCGCUCCUCCCGCCAGGUCACCAGCUCCGUCCGCCCAGCUGCCUCCAGGACCGCCGCCGGCCCGCACCCCGCCGGGACCCCCCUGCCCCCCGCCCUCACGCCCCCCGCCCAGCCUCCGGCCCUGAGUAGCAUAGACACCCGCCCCCCCUCCCUCCCCUCUACGCGCCCGCUUCAGUAUCACAGACCCACGGCUCCGGCGAGCAGAUUUAUCAGUUUGAAGGCUGUGGUCGUCCCUGCCAAAGAUUCUCCCGCUAAAAGCCAAAGAUCGACAGUAUUUUUGAAGCCAAAGGUCUCGUGGCCCCGACUGGUGUCCGCCUCACUCGCUCUGCACAGGAGGAAGUGUCAAGUCAAGGUGCUCGCCGAAAUCUCUUCAGUGCUGCUUUGCGCAUCUGGGAAAUAACACUCAACUCAUGGAGCAUGACUCGAGGCUUUUUACAAAAGGCUAAGGCCGUUACAGAGAGCAGACGGAGCCGAAAACACCCCAAAACACCAGAAAAUGCACCAUAAACUGCAAUGAAUAAGCCUUCUAUAAAGUCUAUCCUCCCAAACUGGUGACUAAACACGGAACCAAAUUAAUAGGAACAGUUUUUACUUGGUUAAUUAUGAAAACAAAUCAGCCCAUCUUUGAUUAAAUGUUGUCUACAGUUCAGCCUUGAGCAUCAGAGCAGACAGUCAGGCCGCUGAAAAUGCAGCUUUAGCAUUAAAGCUCUGCUGCCUGUGUGUUUCUGGCUUCAGGCUUUUCACGAGGAUCACAAGCGUUAACAUCAUGGUCGUUGCUGUAUCCCAAUGUAGAGUGUGGAUACCCGACCCGAGCCCCUCAAGACCCAUUGGGAUCCAUUGGGACCCAUCGGUCCCAUCAAGUUUACGCGACAACCCUGAAGGCAACACAUAGGCUAAUUCAGGUAAAUGUAACCUAUAGAUAAAGGACAAGCAAAAUCUGGUGCUCAAGUUGGGUUCGGACACAAAAAAAGAUGCAGCCCGAUCCAUACUGUAUUUCCAAAAACAUGCAAGCAAUCAAAUGAAUGUCCGCUAGCCAGUCUUUAAGUCACAGAGGGGAUAACGUUGAGAAUCAAAGGGGACAAGGGAAAGUCUGCAGGUUCGUUAUUUUUGCACAAAGCUCGGUGCAGCUGGGACAAGGUUCAAAUUGGAGAGCUUUAAAAUGCUCCACAGUGGAAACACUAGGUGCAAAGGCUUAACACCAAUUUCAUUUCUGGUGCAACCAAAACGUUGAGACAAACAUUUUUUGGUAGGUCGGCCACAAUAAGAGUCCGCUCCUCAAUUCAGCAAACAUCCGGUCCACUCAGCAGGUCGUGCCACUGCCUCCUCUGAUGUGUUUAAGUGCCUUAAAAAGUAGGAAUUACUGGGAGACUAAAAGCUGAAAAUGCCAAACUGCAGAGUGGUACCGUAAAGUGGAAAAGGUCCGACGUCAUGUUCUACAAAGUGUGAAUGUUUGCAGACGGGCGAGCAGCUUGACUUGACACUCUCUAACGCCCGGGGCGAAGCGGCGGGCGCCACGAGUCGGGGCUGGAGUUAAACUUUUAUUGGCAUUCGUGAGAUCGGGGAGGUUUGUUGCUGGACAGCAAAGCAUGUAGGAACAGGAAGUCCAGAAAAGGAAUACUGCAAUGGAUGAAAUGUUUUUUGUCGUCUUUAUCAACUACUGAGUCAUGCCGUUGAUGUUAAAGAGUCGAGGUUAGCAGUAAGUUGUACGAGAAACCGUCUAAAGGCUCAUUUAUGCUCAACGUUAAAUACGUACGAGGGUACGGACGGAGCCUUCGGGGCACUUCGUCCGUGUUUGUGCGGGUUUUCUGAAAGCUUACGGACAAAACGGAGCAGCACCACCGGAAAUCGCCAGGGCAGCGUAGCCGAUAGUUGAAGCAAAGCCAGUUUAUGAGCGAGAUAUGAAAAAGAAAAUUCUCUCGUAAUUUUAUUAGAGAUAUUAGAGAUAUUAGAGAAAAUGCCACUUUUGACUCUGUGCUGCCCUCUAGUGGAUUCGCUGCUUAACAUCCAUGCCGAUGUAAAGGAUGCAUGGAAGCGCGUGGGGAGUGACGGGUAGAUCGUUUGAAACAGAUGGAUUUAUUUUUCAAAGGAGCAUAAAUGAGCCUUUAGCUUUUACAGGAAAGGAUUGGUUUCGUUGUCCAUUGCUGUGACGGCAGAUCAGCUGCCAGAACAUUUGGGAAAAUGGAUUUCAAAGCAUUUUCAAUUGGUCGUGUUUUUUCUAGUGUUGAGCAACGGAAAUGAAACAGAUCAAAUAUACUAAAAAUACACAUUUUGGUGUUCAGAUGUUACUCAUGUUACCAGGACCAAAGUGAAAGUUUUCUUCACCUGUUUUGUGAUGUUCAUUUUAUCCAACCUUGUGUUAACCCAAGAAACUAAAAUCCUUUUUGAUACAGAAUCAGCUGAAAUUGUAGUUAUUUUUUUCAUGGUCCACUUUUUGUAUCCAUUCAGUGACACGGGAGUGUACAAAUGUUUUUUGGGAAGGUAUGUUUAUACAAAAGAUGUCUGAGAUGCGGUUUUGAAUGCUUUGUUGGUUGAUAUCUCUGAGGCUUUGGAUUUUAUCCUUAACCACCUUUUCAUGUAGUUGAAUUUAGCACAGGUAUAUAUAAGAUUGAUUUUUUUUGUAUCUGCACACAUAGACUGCUGGGCAAUUACAACAUGUAUAUGUUUUUGUUUGCAUUCGGACGUUGAAACUCAUCAAAUCAAGCAACCGAGAAACAGGUUAAGGUCUCUCCUCACAUUUUUUUUUCUUUACACAAUCCUUAUAGAACGGUACUGUACUUUGAUGCCAUUGUUUUGUUUUAUGUCUUUACUUUCACCAGUCACAUUGCAACUGCAGGGCAGUUCAAAGAGCAUCUAAUUUAUUUUACUCCCCGAGAGAGAGAGCGGAGGGUACUUGAAUAUCGACAAGGUGUCCAAACGCCAAGACGGACACUGUGCACACAGUUUAGAAACUCAACAACCAGCCAGUUAAACUCAGUACAGGAACACCAGCUUUUCUCAACCCUGAAGUGGCACGGUAAAACACUGUUCACGCUGAAGGUAAUCCAGCUGCAUUUUGAUCAUGAAAAUUUAAGAAAAAUAUACACUUUUGACUGAAAAUUUGGUUAAAAUACUUCUACGUCGCUGAAUUUUUCCAACAUAUAAAGAGCACAAUGUGGAUUUUGGUCAUUUUCAGUAGCAUAACACCAAAGAUACAUUAUGAUUAAUCAGAGCAAUAAUUAAUGAAAUGUUACAGAAGUUAAAAUUUUAACAUUUAGAGACUGAACCACAGUUUUUCAAAAGGGCAAACAAGGAAGAAUUGAUCAUGUAAGACCAGAGAGAGAGAGAGACGACGCUGUUUGCUUUGUGCUGAAAAAGGUUGAAAAAUGCUGGUAAUUAUUCUGCAUCCAUUAUUCUGCCUUUCAGGAAUUUCCUUCUUUGAUUCUUUUGUCCUUUCUUUGUAAAAAAUAAUAAUGAUAAUAAUAAUGUACGUCAUUCAGUUAUGUCCUGUACCGUUGUGUUACUACAUGAUUUUUUAAUUAUUUUUUUUUUUGCACUGCUCAAAGCUGCUCUGCUGCUGAGCUGAAGGAGUGUGUUGAGGUUGCUUCAUUAAUGUGUAAAACACAAACUUUUACGAGUCAAAUAAUAAACAGAAGGCGUUUUAACUUGAACUGAAACUCCCGAGGCAGUUGGAGUUGAAACAGCUUCAGACAAAAAGGAGCGCCCUCUUCCUGUUUUGUGCCAUAAAGCAGCCGAGCAGAUUUCCUCACAAAGUCACAAAACACGAGCUGUGUAUCGCACAGGAGCAGAUGAGGCCAGAGAUGGAGUUAAUAAGUUGAUUCA